AUGCCGACAUCCGCUCCGCGCGCCAAUCUGCGCUUCCCGGCGCCGGCUUCGUUGCACCGACGCUGCCGUCGCAAGCGACGACAGGCGCAACCAGAGGCCGCUGCGCUGCUUCAGAUCGCGCGUCUCGUCGCCGCAUCCCCUGGCUCUCGCGGCCCUCUCGCUCAGCUUCUCAACGCGGCGGAGGGCGGUGCGUCUCUCUUCCCCUCAUCGUCCGUGCGGCCGACUUUCGCGUCAGAUGCGCCACCGUACACGUCAAUCUAUCCUCCCCUCGCUGUGGGCGCCCCUCAAACUACACCCGCGGCUGCGUGGCUCAAUCCGCGGAACUCCCCAUCGGCGGAGGGUCCGCGCGCCAGCCUCCGCGAUCUGAACGUCGCGGCCGGAGCCCUUGCGGCCGCCGCUGCGCCUGAUAGUCCGCAGGCGCGAGCACUCGGGGGAACUGGCGCGUAUGGGGAAGCUGUGAGCACCGAACGCGCAUCGCUGAAGCGGAAAUCUUGGGAUCUGGCUGAUGGUGAGGGGCGUAGAGCAUCGAACGCGCCGUUCCCCACCAGCGGGUCCGGUGGGAAGAGCUUUGGGGCUUUGUUUUCCCCCCCAGCAAAAUUUAGGCCUAGGGGGGAGUGGGAGAAUGGUGAGGCGGAGGGGGAGGGGGAAGGGGAAGGGGAAGGGGAGGGAGGAGCUGAGAUGAAUGGCAACAAGAAGAAGAUGCGGCUUACGAGGGAGCAACUAUCAAUGCUGGAGGACUUUUUCAAGAAGCAUCCGCAUUUGACGCCGCGGCAAAAGGCGGGUUUGGCAAAGAGUUUGGGCGUGCGGGUGCGGCAGGUGGAGGUGUGGUUUCAGAACCGGCGGGCGCGCACCAAGGUGAAGCAGACAGAGGCGGAGCUUGAGGGGCUGAGGAGGCGAUGCCAACUGCUGGCCGAAGAGAAUAAGCGGCUCAAGCUGCAGCUGGCUGUGAGGGAGAGGGAUGAGGAGGAAGCGAAAAGAAAAGAGAUGGUGGGGACUUCCAGGAGCAUGGAUGGGCAGGCAAGCGAGAACUCGAUGAAGGCUAUUGAAGCAAGGGGGCCCAAGUGCAACUCUUGUCAUGCAGAUAAGGAAUUGGAAGUGGAGGAAACACCUGUAGAAGAGGGGGACGUCCCAUUUAUCAAGUUUUUGUAA
This is a messenger RNA of Closterium sp. Yama58-4, 1149 nucleotides long. NCBI's taxonomy places the organism in Eukaryota, Viridiplantae, Streptophyta, Zygnematophyceae, Desmidiales, Closteriaceae. The record is from the annotation of a GenBank genome assembly.